This is a messenger RNA of Ipomoea triloba (trilobed morning glory), 4497 nucleotides long. RefSeq names its product TMV resistance protein N-like. NCBI's taxonomy places the organism in Eukaryota, Viridiplantae, Streptophyta, Magnoliopsida, Solanales, Convolvulaceae. Bases 69 to 4388 code for a protein of 1439 amino acids. The transcript has 6 exons. Gene Ontology annotation, molecular function: ADP binding; protein binding; ATP hydrolysis activity. The record is from RefSeq and is a predicted model, not a curated record. Gene Ontology annotation, biological process: defense response; signal transduction.
AAAAGCUAAUAAGGUACCGACAAGGAGAGAGAGAGAGCAUCUUAUCUCGCCUGAGAAUCUGAGAUCGAAUGGAGGAAAUCGGAGACGACGCAACAGUAUCAGCUCCGGCGCCGGCGCCGGCCCUGAGGCUGAAGUGGGACGUGUUCCUAAGCUUCAGAGGCGAAGACACGCGGGAUAGCAUCACCGAUCACCUCUACGCCGCCCUGUACUCCGCCGGCGUCCGCGUUUUCCGGGACAACGACGGAUUGAAUGAGGGAGACGAGAUAGCGGCGGCGCUGGUGGAGGCGAUCGAGGACUCAGCGGCGGCGAUUGUGAUAUUGUCGCCCAAUUACGCUUCUUCGCGGUGGUGCUUGGAGGAGCUGGCUAGGGUUUGUGAGCUCCGGCGACCGGUUCUCCCGGUUUUUUACCGGGUUGACCCGUCGGACGUGCGGCGACAGAGGGGACCGUUCGAGGAGGGGUUUAGAAGGCAUGAAGGAAGGUUUGGAGUGGAAAAUGUGGAGAGAUGGAGAAAGGCCAUGGAAAGAGUUGGCGGAACUAAGGGUUGGGUCUUCCAUGAUAGGAUUUGUGAUAGCGAGGAGCAAGAGUUGAUUGAAUUAUUAGUGAAAAAGGUGUUGAGAGAAGUGAGCAAUUCACCAAUGGCUGUGACUCCAUUUCUUGUUGGACAUGAUUUUAGAAUGAAGGAAAUAAUGGAGAUAUUAGAUGUUAAAGGAAAUGGCAUCCGGGUUUUGGUGUUGCAUGGCAUUGGAGGGGUUGGGAAGACAACUCUCAGUAAGGCCCUUUACAAUAAACUAGCAAAGGACUUCCAGCAUCGCAUUUUCAUUGAAAAUGUUAGAGAAACAGCUUCUAAGCAUGGCGGCGUUUUGCUCCUCCAGGAAAAACUUGUCAAUCAUCUUUCCCAGGGAAAGCUUUCUAUAGAUGAUCUCACUGCAGGUGUAGCAGAGAUCAAGAGAAGGCUUCGGGGGAAACGUGUUUUCCUGAUCCUGGAUGAUGUUGAUGAUAUGAACUUACUCAACUCACUAGCUGGCGAUAGAGAGUGGUUUUUUGAAGGAAGCAGGGUUAUAAUCACUACCAGAAACAAACAAAUUUUGCAGAGUGAGAUUGUGAGUGAAAGCUAUGAGUUAAGGGAAUUGGGCUCAUCUGAUUCACUCACACUUUUCAGCCACCAUGCAUUCCGAAGAGAAAUGCCUCCUUCAUCAGGCCCUUUUCUUGCUCUCUCCAAACAGAUUGUUUCCAUUACCGGCGGCUUACCAUUAGCUCUACAAGUGUUUGGUUCUUUCCUGUGUGAUAAGAGAAGAGUGGAUGAGUGGAAAGAUUCUGUGGAAAAGGUGAAGCAGAUUGGUUUAGAUUCUCUUCAGAAUGUCCUAAAAGUGAGCUAUGAUGGGCUUGAUGAUGAGGAGAAGUGCAUAUUCCUUGAUGUUGCUUGUUUGUUUCUUGAUUUGGAUAUGAAGAAAGGGGAAGUGAUAGAUGUGGUGAAGGGGUGUGGUUUUAGAGGUGAAGUUGCACUGAAAACCUUAGCCACAAGAUCUCUGAUUAAGGUUGUUGAGAAUGAUAAGCUGUGGAUGCAUGAUUCAAUCAGAGAUAUGGGAAGGCAAGUUGUUGUUCAACAAGGGCUUUUGGAUCAAGGGAAACGCAGUAGGCUUUGGGAUCAUGAUGAUGUCUUGAGUGUCUUGCAGGAUAGAAAGGGAACACGAGAAGUCGAAGGGAUCAUCCUGGAUUUGGAGAAGAAGAAGAAAAUCUCAAAGAUCAUUAGUGCCAAAAGGAUUGCCAGUACCCAACUUCAAACAACACCCAACUUCACUUAUGCUCUAACAUACCUAAGAGAGGUAUUCAAGCAGCAGGGCUUCCUCAGAAAUGAUUCAAACAAUGUGAUAGUAAGAUCAGAAUCAUUUGAUCCAAUGGUUAAUCUAAGGCUUCUUCAGUUUAGUGAUGUGAAAGUUGAAGGAAAUGUUGGGAAAUUACCCAAUUCACUGAGAUGGCUUCAAUGGAGAAACUGUCCCCUAAAAACCUUCCCUUCUAACUUUUAUCCAAGGGAACUUGCUGUCCUGGAUCUCUCAGAAAGCCCGGUACUCAGUGUUGGGAACUGGAAAUGGAGCUGGAAUAGCAGAAAGGAGACGAAUAGGUUGAAGGUUAUGAAUCUCCGCGGUUGCUAUAACAUAACAGCACUUCCUGAUUUAUCUGCUCACAAAGCACUGGAAAAGCUCACACUUGAGCUGUGCACUUCUUUGAAAAGCAUCCACCAAUCAAUCGGGGACUUAAAGGCGUUACGCCAUUUGAAUCUAGGACGUUGUUCAGAGCUGAUAGAAUUUCCAGGUGAUGUCUCGGGGCUCAAAAAUCUUGAAAUUCUUAUCCUCUCUCGUUGCUCGAGACUUAAACAUCUGCCUGAGAACAUUGGGUGGAUGAAUUCUUUAAGAGAACUUAUGGUGGAUGGGACUGCUGUAGAGAUGUUACCCGAAAGCAUUUUUCGGUUAACGAAGCUUGAAAGGCUUAGUUUAGCCAAUUGCCAGUCACUAAAAAUGCUACCUAGAUGCAUAGGGAAUCUCUGUUCUUUGGAACAUCUUUCCCUUUAUGGCUCUGGAGUGGAGUUAAUACCUGAUUCUAUAGGCUCUCUAGGCAAUCUUGAAACUCUGAAUUUACAGUGGUGUAGAUCAAUGGCUGUGAUUCCCUGUUCUGUGGGCAACCUCAAAUCAUUAGCAAAUCUCUAUCUUAAUGGCAGUGCAAUCCAAUUUUUGCCCGAAUCAAUCGGUUCAUUAUACUACCUGAGAGCCUUAAAAAUUGGCUCAUGUAAGGAUCAGAUCACAUUUCCUGAUUCCAUCAAAGGCUUAUCUUCUUUGGUUGAUCUUGAACUCGAUUCGACAGAAAUCACUGGACUUCCUUCUGAGAUUGGUGCUUUGAAAUCACUCGAGAGGCUCGAGAUAAGAAACUGCAAGAAUCUUUGCCUUAUUCCUAACUCAAUUGGGAAUUUGCUGGCUCUCAAAACCUUGAUCAUAACAAGUUCUGCUAUAAACGAGUUGCCCGAAUCCUUGGGGAUGCUAGAGAAUCUUGUUAUGAUGAGAUUGAACCAAUGUAGGCAGCUAUCAAGCCUUCCAUCCUCGAUCGGGCAUUUGAAAAACCUGUGCCAUCUGAUAAUGGACCACACAUCUGUUUCAGCACUACCUGAGACAUUUGGGAUGCUUUCAAACUUAAUGGUUUUGAGAAUGGGAAAAAAACCUUUUGAGCCAAUUUCCCACACCACUAAUACUACUACCCUUCCAUUUUCUUUCUCGAAGCUCUCCGUUUUGGAAGAAUUCGAUGCUCGUGGAUGGAGAAUAUCGGGGAAAAUAUCCGAUGACUUUGGGCAAUUGUCAUCUUUAGAGACACUGAAUUUGAGUCACAAUCAUAUUUCUGGGCUCCCUUCUAGUAUGAGAGGACUUUGUGUGUUGAAAAUGCUUGUUAUCUCCCACUGCAAAUUGCUAAUAGCUCUCCCUUCCCUUCCCUCGAGUUUGGUUGAGCUAAAUGCUGCAAACUGCAUAGCAUUAGAAACCAUAUUUGAUCUUUCAAAUUUGAAGAAUCUUCAAGAGCUUAACCUCACAAAUUGUGAGAGACUGGUAGAUGUACCAGGAAUUGAAAAUAUGAACAGCUUGAGAAUGCUGCAUAUGAGUGGAUGCACUUCCUGUUCUUCUGUCAUUGCUACCAAACUUCAUAAGGAUGUUGUGAAGAAGUUGUACAGUUUUAGCAUUCCUGGAAGCGGAAUCCCAAACUGGUUUACACAAGGUGAGGUUUGCUUCUCGAGCCGAAGAAACAUUGGGAUUAAAGGUGUGAUUGUUAGCAUUAUUGUUUCUGUGAACCAUCAAAUACCAGAUGAUCUAAGGGAUGAACUGCCUGUUAUACCAAAUAUCCAUGCUAAAAUCCUGAGGGUGAAUGAACCAAUAUAUACUACUGCAAUGCACUUAAUUGGGGUUCCCAGAAAGCCUGAGGAUAACUUGUAUUUAUGCAAGUUUCCAGAUUGUCAUCCAUUAGUUUCUGUGCUAGAAGAUGGAGAUAUUAUAAAGGUAGGGAUAAGUAGUGGCUUACCCAUUCAAGGGAUUGAGUUGAAGAAAUGUGGGAUACAUUUAGUUUUUGAAAACGACGAUGAUUAUGGGGGCACUGAAGAAUCCUUAGAGGAAAACCAGCAAUCUGUGUCGGAAAAAUUGACAAGGUUUAUUGGAUCUUCUUCUUCUUCUGUUGUAAAUGGCAACCAUACUUCAAGCUCAACUCUGGGGGGAUGGACUUUACUUGGUUUUCUUCAGGACAUGUUGUGCUUCUUGAAGAAGCUCUGGGAUGGAUUCAGAUCUCCAGGGCCGGAUUUUAGGGCGUGCAAGAUGUGCAACCGCACAGGGUCGGAUUUUGGGGCCCCCUGUCCGGCCCAAUAGUUAGUAUAUGUAUUUGUGGUUAUAUUGGCUCAAAAUUAAGUUUUCAUGACUGAUCUAAAUUCUACUACGUAUUAUUCAAAAAAAAAUUUUACUCCGUAAUAUUUACACA